This is a messenger RNA of Chironomus riparius, 2082 nucleotides long. The record is from the annotation of a GenBank genome assembly. Lineage: Eukaryota; Metazoa; Arthropoda; Insecta; Diptera; Chironomidae.
AUGGAUUCUAUAAAUUCAAUUUCAAAAGGAACAUUUCUGUUCGCAAACGGGAUGGAUUUAAAGCAGCUCAAAAGACAGAAACCUUCAUCGUUCAGAAAUGAGGAAUACAGUCAAGAAUGGUGCAACAGUUUUCAAAAAGUUUGGAAAAUGAUUGAGGCGAAAAUAGAGAGAAUCCAGUCAGAAAGCUAUGAAAGAACACUAUCUAGUUUACUGACGUACAUUCGUGAUGCAAAUACAAACGAUCCUAAUCUUCAAACAGCUGUUCUUUUAACUGGCGUCAAUCAAAUUGAUCAUUUUAAACAGUUGGAUUUACUGUCGCAGAAAAUAUCAAAUAAUUGCUUCUCGAUGGUCUCAAUUUUAAAGUCACGCGACUGUUCAAAUAAUAUCAAAUACACAAUCGAAUCUCUUGUUGGUGGAUUAAUUUAUGGACACGUUAAUAAUGAUGACAGUGAAAAUAUUCAUUUAAAAUUAAAGAAGAAGCAAUUAACAUUAUCAGUUCUGGAAGCUUGGUACCAUAAUAGAUUUGGAAGUGCUGAACACAAACCAAAAUUAGUCAUCAUACUCGCUGAUUUCGAACAAUUUCCGACAAAUAUCUUGCAGGAUUUUGUUAGCAUAUUAUGUUCUUAUUCAUCACGAUUGCCGUUAGUAUUAAUAAUUGGAUUAGCUACAGCAUUUAAAACACUCCAUAGUGUCCUUCCAUUUCACAUUACCAACAAGAUUUCCGUCAAUAUUUUUCAAGCAGAAUCUUCGUCCAGCAUGCUCAAUAGAAUUUUGGAUGAAGUAAUUUUAACACAUCACUGUCCAUUCUUUUUGUCUGGAAAAUCAUUUAAAAUUUUACUUGACAUUUUCCUCUUUUACGAUUAUUCCUUACAAAGUUUUAUUCAAGGAUUUAAAGUUUUCAUGCUAGAGCAAUAUUCUACGAACUUUUUUACUUCAAUCUACACAAUUGGUUCAGUCUAUACAGGAAUGUUUGAAAAAAUAACACAUGAAGACUGCGAAUGGCUAAGACGAAAUUGUUUGUCAUUUAGAAGAUAUGUUGAAGCUCACGAGGAUCCACAAACUCGCAUUGAUUUAAUUACCAACGAUGAAAAAUUGAAACAAUUUAUACCAAAAAAGUCAUGUAGAGCAUUGCGAUUCUAUUUCCAGUUUUUCUGUUGCCUACGAAUGCUUGCAGUAUUAAUUGAAGACUUGCCGAGAAACAAUUUAGGAAAGCAAUUAAGAGAACUUUAUCCAAUAUGCGCAGAAACGGACAUAACGAAGCUAGAAGAGUUUCAGAAUUGCUUUAAACUUUUGAGAUUCACCUCUAAAGAUAAAUUUCUAGCAAAAUUGGAUAAAAUUAUUAAAAUUCUCAAUGAAUACAUAAGUGACGAAAUUCUUCAUGAAAAUCUGCGAAAUAAUUUCACUUGUGUUUGGGACAAAUUGCUCAACUAUCGAGUGAAAAUUUUUGAGGCUGGAAUGACACCUACAAAGAGUCCUGGAGAAUCAAAUGGUUCAACGAUAACACAAAGUACUGCAAAAAUAAACACAAAAGGUAUUAUUGGGAGGCAUGAAAUGCUACAAAAAUUGAAAGAAUCUGCAAUGAAUCAGCCUACAAAAAUUGUUGUUGAGUAUGAAAGGCUCUUAUGUAAAUGUCUUGAUUACAUUUAUGAAGUUUUCGAGCGACAUCUGAUUCCACUUACCAAAGGCCCAGUACUGACAGAAAUUUUCUUGUUUAGUGACUGCAAUUCGGUCCGUCGCCAUAUUGUUGGUGCUCCAAGAUCAUCCAUACACAACGCUUUAGUAAAUCCACAUCAUUAUCUACAGUGCAAAUGCUGUGCGGUAAAGGAAAAUGAACAAAUUUUGUCAACAAUGCCAGACAUUUCUGUUGCUUACAAGCUUCAUUUAGAAUGCAACAAAUUCAUCAAUCUCUUCGAUUGGCUUCAAUCAUUUUCGAUGGUAAUUGAAAAUAAUAAUGAUGAAGAGGAAAACAUUAGUCCAGAAAUCCAGGCUAAAUUUACAAGAUCUGUAGCUGAACUUCAAUUUCUUGGUUUCAUCAAACAGGCUAAACAAAAGACUGAUCAUGUUAUGAGACUAACUUGGUAA